AUGGACACAACCUCAACCACCCCCAGCACCAUCCCCACCUCCAGACGCAGCAGACCCACCACCGAACAAGUCUACACCACUCUUAGUCCUCUCCUAUUCGGACCCCGCUCAACGCUCUCGGCCGUAUUCCAGCUCCUCACCCCUGCCCCUUCCCCUGCCCCUUCCUCUUCCCCAUCGCCUUCCUCAUCCCAGACGCCAUCCCAAUCUCAAUCGCAACGACAAUCCCUCCCCAACCCCCUCUUUCCAUCCUCCCCCUCCUACAACACCCGCAUCCAAUCAACCUGGCUCACCCACAACAACAACAACAACAACAACAACAACGAAGAUAACGCCCCCUCCAGCUACCCCUCCAUGGCCCAAUGGCGCGGCCUACGCACAAAACUCUGGUCGCAAGCCGGCACUAGCACGUCGCCAGAGGGGAAGCCGUUGAAAGAGGCAAAAUUGCAGAUCAACAGGCUGGAGAGGACGGGCAAGUUGGGGGUGCUGAGUAGUGCGCUGUUUGGGUCUUUUGCGGAGGACGGAGAGGAGGAGGGGGAAGGGGAAGAGGAGGAGAGAGAAGAGAUGAGAGAGAGGGAUGGUGAAGAGGAUUAUUACCCCGAGACGUUGGGUGAUCUGCUGAUGGAUAGUCUUCUUACUGGUACCGCGCAAGAUAUGAGUAUUGCAGAGGAGGUCUUGAGAGAUGUAAGGGAGAGAGGGGCCAAGGACUUGAAAGAGAGGUUGGAAGAGUUCUUGAAUGCGGCGAAUGCGACGCGGGACAGGCGACGAGUUGAUUCAUCGUCAGAGACAAGUCGUCAGGGCCCUGCAUCUGCUUGGAAUGAUUGUACGUCCAUGUAA
Messenger RNA from Cryptococcus amylolentus CBS 6039, 834 nucleotides. RefSeq lists its product as hypothetical. The record is from RefSeq and is a predicted model, not a curated record. Lineage: Eukaryota; Fungi; Basidiomycota; Tremellomycetes; Tremellales; Cryptococcaceae. The transcript has a single exon. Bases 1 to 834 code for a protein of 277 amino acids.